Molecule: messenger RNA, 777 nt
Organism: Bombyx mandarina (wild silkworm)
Lineage: Eukaryota; Metazoa; Arthropoda; Insecta; Lepidoptera; Bombycidae
Product: nucleolar protein 16
Biological process (GO): ribosomal large subunit biogenesis
Cellular component (GO): nucleolus
Source: RefSeq, a predicted model, not a curated record
GAUAUGACAUGUAAAUUGUAAUCGAACAAAAAACAUUAAACAACACAUGUGUUUUGAUUUGAGGUUUUCUUGAGGCUUGAGGUUAUCUGCGGGCUAUUAUUAGCGUUUUGGUUCGAAUUUAGUAACCCAUUAUUCAGUAAACAUGAAAGUAAAAAAGCAGCAUCGUAAAAAAAAGUAUUUACACAAGUUAAAUCGACGGCGUAUGAAUAGGAAACAAAAAAGUACAGGGAACGUUCAAUGUUCAAUUGUCAAGGAAGCAUGGAAUAAUAAAAAAACUUCUGCUCGAAAUCUAAGGGAAAUGGGUCUUGUAAGUGAUCCAAACAAAACUAUAAAAAUACCAAAUUUCAAACAGACUCAAAUUCAAAGGGCGAAACAAAUGGUAAACCAGAUCGAUUCAGAUGAAGAAGUGGAAACAGUUGUAAGACUUCCACCAAAGAAGGAAGUAGCCGAGAAAUUAGAAAAACAGGCCAAGGCGCCUCGGAAAAGGAUGUUUAUGUUACCUAAGGGUCAGGUUGAAUUUAUCACAUAUUUAUUAGACAAAUAUGGCAACGACUACAAAGCUAUGGAAAGGGACAAAAAGAAUUAUUAUCAGGAAACUUGGAAACAAUUGCGAUCUAAAAUAAAAACAUUCAUGGGUAUACCUGCACAGUAUAGUGUAUACCUGCAGGAAAGAGGAAUGCUGGACAAAGAAUUGGAUGAAGAUGAAUUAAAAAAACAAGCAAUAGCAUUAGCUAUGGACGAUUAGCUUUUAGAAAAUAUAUGAUUAAGUUAUAGAUA